Bemisia tabaci is the source of this 3697-nucleotide messenger RNA. It is a transcript of the gene polo, whose product is annotated as Serine/threonine-protein kinase polo. Lineage: Eukaryota; Metazoa; Arthropoda; Insecta; Hemiptera; Aleyrodidae. Gene Ontology annotation, biological process: protein phosphorylation; mitotic spindle organization. Gene Ontology annotation, molecular function: ATP binding; protein serine/threonine kinase activity; protein binding. The record is from RefSeq and is a predicted model, not a curated record. Gene Ontology annotation, cellular component: spindle pole; nucleus; cytoplasm.
UUUUGCCGCCCUCGCGAUUCCUUUUCCUUUUCUUAAUUUCAUUAUACCCCAAAUGUGCUCCACGAAUUGAUUAAUUCUGCAGUUCAAGUUCGAUUCGUCCUGGUCGCGGAGUGUGUGAUAGUCAAUUUAAUUUCCCUCUCGUAGUUUAAAGGCUGAUAAAAUGUCGAACAACAAAGAACCAGAUCACCCCAUACCGGAUACCAUUGUAGACGAAGGCACCAAAACAACUUACGUGAAAGGACGAUAUUUCGGCAAGGGUGGUUUUGCAAAGUGCUAUGAGAUUAAAAAGAUUACAAAUGGCAAAAUCUACGCUGGUAAAAUUGUCUCGAAGCAGCUUCUGGUCAAAAGCAAUCACAGGGAGAAAAUGUCGCAAGAAAUAAGCAUCCACAAAACUCUCAACCACAAACAUGUAGUUGGAUUCCAUGGUUUCUUCGAAGACAAGCAUUUCGUCUACAUUGUCCUUGAAUUGUGCCGCAGAAGAUCAAUGAUGGAACUGUACAAGCGACGACAGAUACUAACAGAACCUGAGACUCGUUACUAUAUGAAACAAAUACUAGAUGGCGUGUCGUACCUCCACAACAACGGCAUCAUUCAUAGAGAUCUCAAGCUUGGAAAUCUGUUCCUGAACGAAAAUGUGGAAGUUAAAAUCGGAGACUUCGGACUGGCAACGAAGAUAGAAUUCGAAGGGCAGAGGAAAAUGACAGUGUGCGGUACGCCCAACUACAUCGCUCCAGAAAUCAUUACUAAGACAGGACACAGUUUCGAAGUUGAUGUUUGGUCAAUCGGAUGCAUCAUGUACACAUUGUUGGUAGGCAAGCCUCCAUUUGAGACUGAGUCAUUGAGGGAGACGUAUGCUCGCAUUAAGCGCGGAGAUUACAAGAUUCCAUCAACUCUGGAUGAUAAAGCAACGAAGAUGAUCCAUAGCAUGCUCCACUCGGACCCCAAAAGAAGACCCACCGUCCGAGCCUUGAUGAAUAUGGACUUCAUGACCAAAGGAUACUUGCCUCCUCAGCUUCCAGUCUCAUGCCUCUCAAUGGCACCUAGAUUUGACGCCUUGCAGAUACGUAACAACAAGGUUGCCCAGAGGAAACCUCUCCUUGAAGUCAACGGAGAAUUGGAAAAUAGUCCUAUCAACAAAGUCAGCACCAAGCCAGUUCCUGGAGCUACGGCUAAACCUUACGGAAAUAAUAUCGGAGAGAACGGGUUCCCACUAUCAAGUCCGACUACAACCACUGCCCAGUGUACUGAGAACCUCACAAAAUUGUACAGUCAACUUAAAGAUACGCUAAGAAAACGACCUGCUACCAUUCCUUCCAAUUUAGAGGACCUAUCUGAUCCAGCAGCACAGCCCCUCGUAUGGAUCAGCAAAUGGGUCGACUACUCGGAUAAAUAUGGGUUUGGUUAUCAGCUUUGUGACGAAGGCGUUGGCGUUGUUUUCAAUGAUAGUACUAAAUUAAUCCUCUUAGCUAAUGGAAUAGAUGUGCAUUAUAUAGAAAGAGAUGGGUCUGAACAGUAUUACACAAUGAACAAAACGCCUCCAACAUUAGACAAGAAAAUGAAAUUGUUGUCUUACUUUAAUCGCUACAUGAGCGAGCAUCUGGUGAAGGGAGGAGCAGGGCUUCAGCUACAGGAAGCCGACCAGCUUAGUCGUAUCCCGCAUCUGCACCAGUGGCACAGAACGACCAGUGCUGUUGUCAUGCAGCUCACUAACGGGACCUUACAGAUCAACUUCAUGGAUCACACAAAAUUGAUCUUGUGUCCACUGAUGGGAGCCGUGACGUACAUCGAUGCCAAACAGAAUUUCAGAACCUUCCGCUUCACCACAGUCGCUGAAUUUGGCUGUACACCAGAUCUUCAUAAGAGCCUUGACUAUGCCUUGAACAAAGUUAAUCUCCUGUUACAGAAUAAGACAGCAACAAACUGCGUGUGAGAUGUGGAAGGACCAAAAGUCAAGCUUUUAAGCCCGGUGAAACAGCCUCCAGUCAUCAGCUAUUAUUUUCGAUAGAUCUUUUAUCGCGUUUUAAAUCUUCAGCCCUGUGAUCUUUUUGGUUGAUUUACUAUUAUAACCCUGUUUUAUCCUUGUAGACACUAAGAAUAAGAUUAAUGUAUUUUACUCUUCUCGGAGACAACUGUAAAUAUUAAUUUAAGCUACAUUUCAAGAUCUAUCUCUGUUAAUUUUAAAGCUUCUCUUGAAAUGAUCUCAGUUUUUCUUCUUAAGUUUUUUAAUAAUUUGUACAUUCAAUUUUCUAUCAAAAUUGAGCCAUUUUAGUGUGUGGCAUUUCUUCCAAGAAAGACGUAGACAGCUCAAGUCACCCUUUACAGUUGUCUACCAUCUCAUCUGCAUCUUCCAUCGACAAUAAACUAUAAAGAACUGCUCGAAUGUUAGCAACCGUCAUGUUAGUGGAAAUAGCAAGUUGUUUGGGGGGGAUCUCCAGAAGAAGAAAGAGGUUAAUUUUUAUUUAUGUUCGGGACCUCACUGAAAAGGGAUUUUGAAACAUCCAGUUUUUUCUCUCACCUGCACAUGAUUUAAUUUGGAGAAGUUGGCAGUAGAUGGUUCAGAAUAAGUGUCAGGAACAUUUAUUUUUAUAUCUAAGACUAUUGUGUUUUGCAGCGCUUCCUAACUUGCGGAAGAGUUUCUUGUUUGUAAGUUGCUGUAUUUUUAGUCCACUAAAUGCAUGAGUUUUGGAACAUCAACAAAUGACAAGGGUAGUGGAUCGCAAACGUCCUUGGCACUGCGUGUAUGCUGAAAACAUAUGCACCAGCGAAAAACAAUGAGCGCAUAUGAGGAAGCUCUGGAUCCUCUAUAAGAAAUUAAUAGGUCUAUAACUGGCGGAAAGGCUGCUACUUGUGGAAACAGCAGUCUUUUAAGAUUAUUUACUUCACGGUUUUCGCUGCCUCAAGUAUUUGUUUUGUAGGUUGUUUGCUGGAUAUUUCCUUAAUUUCUUACUUAUUACAUCGGUGUGAUUUUGCAAUCUGGUCCCUCAGUAUUGAGAAUGCUUUUUAUUCAUCGUGCCUAGUAAUCAAAUUCAAAUGGAGAAAGUUUUACGGAUACGAAAGUAUGUAAAAUUCAAAAUCUGGGGAUGAAUGAUCGAUUUGUUUUGGUGACAAUACUUAAGAUAAAGUCUUUUCAUCUACGCCAAGUUGGCCGUCUUUCAAACGGCACCAGAAGAUAUACUUUCUCUCUUCUCGCAUCAAAACUCAAAGCAAGAUUCAAGAUGGCAGAUCUUCUGUCUCACUCUGAAACUCGGCCAACUUAUUGUAUGGUUACUUCAACUAAGAUUGGAUAUAUGCAGCUUCCCUCACUUGACAAUUUGGUUUGUCGCCAAAAUUUUCCUUGCUAAUGAAGCUUAAAAGCCACUGAAAGUAGGGUCACAUCGCAAUUUUGGUUGUUCGUCUUCAAUUUAACUACUUUUAUCUGCAAGGAUUGGACCCUGUUUCUGGGUGCCUUCUCCUCAUGCUUCCUUUUUAUCAUGCAGUAAUUACGAAGCUGGAAAUGAUAUUUCCAAAGCUAUCAUGAUGUUCUCUGAUAAGCUUUUGUUUUCUCUUCUUUCCUGCACCUCAUAGACACCUCCCGUUAGUGGAAAAUUCUUUCCAAAAAGGCUCUUCUCGAAUUCACGUUUUUAUUUACGAAGCAAGCAGUAUUUAUUUGAUGUAAUGAUAAUUUUAAACAAGAACAAAUAAAGCGAUUGUUCACAAA